CAGCAGCCUCUGGGGGGAUACCUGGGCUGAGCACUCCAUCCGCUGUCACGCGAGCAGCUAUCCCCCUUGCCUCACUGCUCAUAGCUUUUAAUCACUACCUUCAACGAUGCCCACAGCCCCGCGUGCCAAUGGUGUUCAAUCACCGGCCCUGGGCGUCGGCCCAUCUUAUCGACCUGCGGAGGAAAAGCCAACCGCAACCGUCUCGAGAGAAGUGCCCCACGAGAAUGUCCAUGUGCUGGAACAAACACCACAGCUCAUCGCUCUACUCACCAUGAUUCGUGACAAGCACACCGAGCGAGCCGAUUUCAUAUUCUACUCAAACCGAAUCAUCAGACUCUUGGUCGAAGAAGGUCUGAACCACCUCCCCGUCGUUACACACACUGUCACAUCUCCUGUGGGUAAGGACUAUGUGGGAGUCAAGUUCGAAGGCAAGAUCUGCGGUGUGUCAAUAAUGAGAGCCGGCGAGUCAAUGGAAGAAGGACUACGAGAAUGCUGUCGUUCCGUUAGGAUUGGAAAGAUUCUCAUUCAGAGGAAUGAGGAGACCAGCAAACCGAAGCUCUUCUACGAGAAACUCCCUCCAGACAUUGCAAACCGAUGGGUCUUGCUUCUUGAUCCCAUGCUGGCCACUGGCGGCAGUGCUAUCAUGGCAGUCGAGGUGCUAAAGGACCAUGGUGUGCCCGAGGACCGGAUAUUGUUCCUGAACUUGAUUGCCAGUCCAGAGGGCAUCGAGAACUUUGCAGAACAUGUGCCUAAGGUGAGGGUCAUUACAGCCUUUGUGGAUCAAGGGCUCGAUGAGCACAACUACAUUGUGCCCGGUCUGGGUGACUUUGGUGAUCGUUACUACACCGUAUAGAGGGCAAUUUGAUCAUGUCGCCGGAAGGAGAUUUCGCAGGAUCUGAUGGGUGCAAGAUUCGCCAUCCAGCAAAGACAUGGACAAUCAUGAGCAUCGUACUCAGCUUGAUUGAACCCCACUAUCCAACAAGGGCCAGGACCAGAACCCAGCAGAUGGUACAGAAGGCUCCAGAAUGCACAGUAGAGAAUCGUGGGCUUGUUUUCGGUAUUUUGGACAUAUGUGAGAGUCAAUUCUCUAGCAGUUCGCCGGCCUACACCGGCACAAGCACGGUUU
Messenger RNA from Exophiala viscosa, 1126 nucleotides. Its product is annotated as uracil phosphoribosyltransferase. Lineage: Eukaryota; Fungi; Ascomycota; Eurotiomycetes; Chaetothyriales; Herpotrichiellaceae. Gene Ontology annotation, molecular function: ribosylnicotinamide kinase activity. The transcript has 3 exons. Bases 107 to 853 code for a protein of 248 amino acids. Gene Ontology annotation, cellular component: cytoplasm. The record is from RefSeq and is a predicted model, not a curated record.